CUUUAGUACGCCUAUGUUCAAAUUGACUGCGCGAAAGUCUGACCAAAACAUAAUACGACAAUUAGUAAUAACAAGUUUUGUUCGCUUAGAUGAACACAAGCAAUCAUAACAAUAAUAUUGAAGAAACGGAAAAAGCAGAUGCAGAGGAGGAGAUUGUUGAAGUUGUCCAACAAAACAACGUAAGUUAAAGACAGAGGGCCGAUAGUUUUAUUUUUCACAACUACUUCAGGUUAGGUCUAAACGCCCAUUUCCACUCAGGAAAAUUUUCCGCAGAAAGAAAAUUUUGUCGGAAAAUAAUUUUGAAGUUGAAAUUUUUCAACUUUUAACAAUGAUAUUUUCGGAAAAGUUUCUGUCCGUGGAAAUUUUUCUUGAGUGGAAAUGGCCUUAAUAAAUGUAUAAAAAUUCCACAAGAAAUUUCCGUCUACAAAAUAUCUUCAACAAUAAGUUAGUAUAGCCGGUCAGUAACUAAUGCAGCAGUAUAUUUUAGUUGUUCGUGCGGUGUGCCUAGAAUUACAAGGGUAAUUGUGUACUAGUUUGCAUGGCAACUUUCGUAAUUCAGAUUGACUUUUUUAACCUGAAUUUUAUCAUGUUAUUUCUCAGCAGGAGAUGAAGAAAUCGCCAUCAAAAACUAGUUUAAAGAAAGAUACAAAAGAUCGAAAAAAAUCUCCUGCUGUAAGUACAUACAGUCUUUUAAGCCUGGUUCACACUAGCAAUUUUGUCGGCGAUUUUGUAUUUCUGAUGGAUGCAAAUGAGUGAACUCGCACACAAAAGUAUAGAGUUGCUUUUCAGAAGUAGAACAUUCCAAGUCUUUUGCAUGUCAUUCAUUCAAUCGCAUUUGCCACGAGGAGAAAAAUCGCCGACAGAAUUGCUAGUGUUAACCAGGCUUUAAGCCCGCCGCACACGAGAGCAAGGCCAAAAAAAAAUAUGUGGGUUUCCGGUUUCUUCUUAUAAAAACGUAGGUAGGGUAGGUCGGUUUUAACUUUUUUUUUUAAAACUUUUUUUUUAAUUUUCCGAACAAGCGGACGCCAUUUUGUUUAGUGAGUGCUUCCACAUCCAAAGAUAAAUUUCCCUAAUAUUGCCUCAAAUUUCAAUUUUCCACAAACUUUUUCCUCUAAGUGGAAACACUUACAAGCAUGAUCCAAUAAAAAAGUUUAGGGUCGGGAUUUCGACGUCCAAAAGCUAGGUAGGGUCGGGGAACAGGAAACCCACAUAUUUUUUUUUGGCCCAAUUUGCUGAGCUAACCGCCUGGCGAGGCGAUUAGCUCAGCAAGAUGCUCUCGUGUGCGGAUAGUUUCCGUGAGGAUUUAACCUCUUGAGGAAAAUAUCUAUCGUGUUUGAUAUUUUUCGCCUCGCGAGGAAAAAAUCUCAGCGGCAUCUGCGGAUGUUGUGAGCUAAGUGCUGAGCUGUUUGAAUCAAUUAGCCAAUGACAAACCAUGGUUUCUUCAUGUGACUUGGAACAAAUUGGAGGAAAAUGCAAAUGAUUUUGUUAUUUAUGUUGUUGUUGAGUAGUUUUCUCCACGUGUGCGGUGAAAAUACACAGCUGAGCUAGCUGCCACGCGAGGCGGUUAGCUCAGCAAGUUGCUCUCGUGUGCGGCGGGCUUUAAUGUAUAGGGUGCGAUAAUUCAAUUUUUUUAGUUGUGCCUGACUGGUACUGCACUUACAACCUUGUGUCGUCAACAUUGUAAGCCUCGAGGUGUAUCUAGUCUUUAGAAUGAAACAUAAUGUACAUGUUUCUGAAAGGUAUUCAUUCAGUAACGUGACACUAGUAGAUUAUAGAUGCACAAACACUACGGUCGACUCUAACUCAUCAUAUCACUCCAAUCAUGUUUAAAUGCCAAGUCAUACUAGACUUGCUCAUAUUCCGACUAAAUUAUGGUUUUGAAUAACUUGGGCUUGGAAAGUUAAGCAGAUAACAAGAGUACCGCGUACCUACUUGGUACCGUACGUAACUGAAAAGACAGAAGUACCUCUGGUACGUAAGUACGCGAAUUGUCGCACCCUGAGUUGUAAGCUUGACUCGUAAUCUUAUUCAUCUUUUCAUGAGAAUGAAUAUUUUAUUAUCGCUUCUGAUAUCGUCUGUACGUAACAAGUUGUUAACAAGUUCGCAACAAGCUCGCAGCAAUGUAAAAACGCACAAGUUGUAACAAACCUGCAUGCAGCAGACUUGUAGCAAUGCUGUUCCAACAACUUGUCAUCAGGAUGUGUUCGCACUGCUUGUUCCCAGCUUGUUGACAACUUGACACAAAGUUGUUGAACUCAACAGACUUGUUACAAGUUGUUCCAACAACAACUUUGUCAAAAAGUUGUGAGUGAUAACCUUGUAGCAACUUGAUAAAAUAACACCAUUGUUACAACUUGUUGACAAGCUUGUUACAAGCCUGUUGUGGGCACAUCUUGUUGCCAAGUUGUGAGCACAUCUUUUUGACAACCAAGUUGUGAGAUUUUUACGUGUUGACUUCCUUCGUCUUCUCCAAAUAUUAUGACCAUCAAGGUUUACGAAUAAAAAAGUUUCGCAAAAGAUAUAAAUACCAGUAUAUGCUAAAAAAUAUUAGAGUCAUCGUCGUAUACAAACCAACAAGAACUUAAUAAUGAACGUUGUCGUGUUUUCAGCAAACGUCAUCACGGAUAGGGAAAUCAAGCUCGUCUUCACAGCUCAAUACAUCAUCCAAUCGUGAAAAUUCAGGCAAGAAAAAAACACCCAGUCAUACGCAGCGAACACACAGCUCUGCAACUCCAACCAACGCCAGUACUCGCACGACAAAACAGCGCAAAGAUAAAACUAGGUGACCUAGGUAGCCAUAUUGUAAAUAGAUAUAGUCAUGAGGUAGUUUUCCUUGACGAGAGACGUGUCUCUGUACAAACUGUUUGCCAUUUAUGGAG
This is a messenger RNA of Paramuricea clavata, 2879 nucleotides long. Lineage: Eukaryota; Metazoa; Cnidaria; Anthozoa; Malacalcyonacea; Plexauridae. The record is from the annotation of a GenBank genome assembly.